Molecule: messenger RNA, 1948 nt
Organism: Apodemus sylvaticus (European woodmouse)
Lineage: Eukaryota; Metazoa; Chordata; Mammalia; Rodentia; Muridae
Gene: Neil1
Product: nei like DNA glycosylase 1
Exons: 10
Coding region: 320-1495 (391 amino acids)
Biological process (GO): base-excision repair
Cellular component (GO): nucleus
Molecular function (GO): damaged DNA binding; DNA-(apurinic or apyrimidinic site) endonuclease activity; DNA N-glycosylase activity
Source: RefSeq, a predicted model, not a curated record
GGAUUGUUUAUCGUGCACCUGUGUAAGUCUUGCAGACAGCUGCAUGUGGCUCCACACAGUCAGUGCAGUUUCCGGCAGCUGGUGUCAGUCCUGGCCAGGCUAACUGGUGACUUCAACUGCAGACACAGCUGCGACUCCGGGCACCAGUUCUGACCGAGGCUCUGUUCACCGUAAGACAGGUGUCACCUCCGGGUCACGCGACUGCUCCAAAGCUUGCCCAAUAACCGGGAUUCUCAUAACCAAGGAACUCCAUUCCACGCUGCACCGCCUGCCUGAGGAACUACAUUUCCCAGCAGGGCCCAGCCGUUCCUCCUUCAGAAUGCCAGAGGGCCCAGAGCUGCACCUGGCCAGCCACUUUGUGAAUGAGACGUGUAAGGGGCUGGUAUUUGGUGGGUGUGUGGAGAAGUCCUCUGUCAGCCGAAACCCGGAGGUGCCAUUUGAGAGCAGUGCCUACCACAUUUCAGCUUUAGCCCGAGGCAAGGAGCUGCGCUUGACGCUGAGCCCCCUGCCUGGGUCCCAGCCCCCUCAGAAGCCACUGUCUCUUGUCUUCCGCUUCGGUAUGUCAGGAUCCUUCCAGCUGGUACCCGCAGAGGCACUGCCGCGCCAUGCCCACCUACGUUUUUACACGGCCCCGCCCGCCCCCCGGCUUGCCCUUUGCUUCGUAGACAUCCGUCGCUUUGGCCACUGGGACCCCGGGGGUGAAUGGCAACCAGGCCGUGGACCUUGUGUCUUGCUGGAGUAUGAACGGUUCAGAGAGAACGUCCUUCGAAACCUAUCGGACAAAGCCUUUGAUCGGCCCAUCUGCGAGGCCUUGUUGGACCAGAGGUUCUUCAAUGGCAUUGGCAACUAUCUGCGGGCAGAGAUCUUGUACCGGCUGAAGAUCCCCCCUUUUGAGAAGGCCCGUACAGUUCUAGAGGCCCUGCAACAGUGCCGGCUGAGCCCAGAGCUGACCCUGAGCCAGAAGAUCAAGGCCAAACUUCAGAACCCAGAUCUGCUGGAACUGUGUCACUUGGUGCCCAAGGAAGUGGUUCAGCUGGGGGGAAAAGGCUACGGGCCAGAGCGUGGAGAGGAGGAUUUCGCUGCCUUUCGAGCCUGGCUUCGGUGCUAUGGUGUGCCAGGCAUGAGUUCCCUGCGAGACCGGCAUGGUCGGACCAUCUGGUUCCAGGGUGAUCCCGGACCCUUGGCACCCAAAGGGGGCAGAUCCCGAAAAAAGAAGACACAGGAAACGCAUCUGGGGACUGAGGACAGAAAAGAGGACCUUCCACUUUCAAGCAAGUCCAUUUCCAGGACACGGAGGGCCAGGAAGCACUCCCCUAAGAGUAUAGCCCAACAGUCUGAAGGGGCCAGCCUCCAACAAAACCAGGAAAUCCCUACAGCCCCUGAGAAAGGAAAGAGAAGGGGGCGACAGGCAAGCACAGGCCGCUGUCGCCGCAGACCCCCAAAGAGCAAGUCUGACGCCCAACCCAAGGAGGCUGGAGAAAGUUCAGUCUCAUAGAUGGAGGUUUCCUGCCCUGAUGCCUUGCUAGGAAUCUAAGGCGUGUCUGAAUCCCUAAAAGCAGUAUUUGUAGGGCUGCAUGCCCUGGGCCCUGUGACUUUUCCUGCACAACUGGUUUUUUUUUGAAGCAGGGCUCCAUAUGUCCAAUCCUUGCUGAAGGUGACACUGAACUCACGGUUCAUCUUCCUGCUUCAUUUCCAUGGCUGCUGGGAUCACAGGUGUGAGCCAAACCACCACACUCUGCUGAUUUGUUGUUUAUUUUUUCAAGACAAGGGUUUUUCUGGGUAGCCCUGGCUGUCCUGGAAUUCAUGCUAUAGACCAGGCUGGCCUCAAACUCAGAGAUCUGUCUGCUUCUGCCUCUCAGAGUGUUGAAAUGUAUGCCAUCUUCAACAAUUCUUUUUAAAUCCCAAGUGAAGACCAUUAUCAAACUAAUAAAUUUGAACUUCUUGGUAA